This is a messenger RNA of Puntigrus tetrazona (Sumatra barb), 2492 nucleotides long. It is a transcript of the gene fbxl5, whose product is annotated as F-box and leucine-rich repeat protein 5. The record is from RefSeq and is a predicted model, not a curated record. Lineage: Eukaryota; Metazoa; Chordata; Actinopteri; Cypriniformes; Cyprinidae. Gene Ontology annotation, molecular function: protein binding. Gene Ontology annotation, cellular component: SCF ubiquitin ligase complex. Gene Ontology annotation, biological process: SCF-dependent proteasomal ubiquitin-dependent protein catabolic process; intracellular iron ion homeostasis.
UGAGUCGUGAUUAUUCAUUUGACAGCACUCAUUUUAACUUUAUUUGAAAAAACUGUCAGAGGAGUAAGUUGAUUUUUAAUAUCACAUAUAUUUAGAUAUUUUGUUAAUUGCAUUUCACUGCCGUUGUCGUCUGCGCGGUGUGCUGAUGUUUACUUGUAGCUGAUGUUGUCGCUCUCUGCGCCGUUAGGAGGGAUUUCUCCCGAGGAUCUGGCCUCCCGUCUCAGUCCGCGGUGGGAGCUGAUGGAGGCGCGAUGGCUCCGUUUCCCGACGAGGUGGAUGUCUUUACCGGGCCUCACUGGCGCAUGAAGCAGCUGGUGGGGCUCUACAGCGAGAAGCUGUCCAACACCAACUUCUCCAACAACAGGGACUUCCGCUCGUUUCUGCAGUCGCUCCUGGCCACGUUCACGGAGUUCAAGAUGCACGAGCAGAUCGAGAACGAGUGUAUCAUGGAGCUGCUGCAGGAGCGCAGUCACACCGUCUACCACGUCCACGCAGACAACAAGCUCUCCGAGAUGCUCUCGCUCUUCGAGAAGGGGCUGCGCAGCGUCAAGAGUGAGUACGAGCAGCUCAAUUACGCUCAGCAGCUGAAGGAGAGACUGGAGGCCUUCACUCAGGACUUCCUUCCUCACAUGAAGGAGGAAGAGGAGGUGUAUCAGCCCAUGCUGAUGGAGUACUUCACGUACGAGGAGCUGAAGGCCAUCAAGCGUCAGGUGAUGCUGCAGCACUGCACUAAUGGCUCGUGGAGCUCCGCCGCAGACGUCCUGAAGGGCCUGAACCUCUGGAGUCACGCCGAGGAGCUGCACAAGGUCUUCAAAUACUCCGACCACGAGAAGACCGAGCGCGAGCGAGGCGAGCGCGUGUCCGUCUCGGCCCUGCCUCAGGAGCUGCUGCUGAGGAUCUUCAGGUUCCUGGGGCCCGAGGACCUGUGCCGCUGUGGACAGGUGAGCAGCGUCUGGGCUCAGGUGGCCAGGACCGGCUCUCUCUGGAGACACCUGUACCCCGUCCGCUGGGCUAGAGGUGACUAUUACAGCGGUCCUCCGGGCGAGUCUGACCAGGAGCCGGAUGAGGAUUGGGUGAAGAGUCUUCAGGACGUGGGACGAGCCUAUCAGGAGUGGGACGAGGACGCAGACGUGGACGAAUCAGAGGCGGCGUCGGUGGAGUCUCCAGACAUCAGUGCGGUUCAGAGAGAGAAGAGGCUGCUGAACGGGCUGCUCCAGGACCUGCUGCCCGCCGUCGGUCCCUCUGUGCGCUCGCUCAGUCUGGCCUACAGCUCGGCCGUCUCCAGCAAGAUGGUGCGACAGAUCCUCAGUUUGUGCCCAAACCUGACUCACCUGGAUCUCACUCAGACUGACGUCUCCGACUCUGCCUUUGACAGUUGGGCGGAGUUGGGAGCGUGUCGUACUCUGGAGCGGCUGGAUCUCUCCGGAUGCGACAAAAUCACGGAUCGCACGCUAAAGAUCCUGUCGCUGGGAUUGGGCGACUUAACAUCGGCCUGCCCGGACCGAGAAGCCAAGCUGCUGAAAGCCCCGCCCUCUCCCAUCAAAUUCCAGGAUGAGUGUCCCCUCCCACCGAUGGGACGCAGCUGCCAGGAUCUCAUUUUCAAGCGGAGACCCGGCGGGCGUGGCUCCGGCUGUGGCCCCGCCCACGUCUGGGUUCUCGACCCGGCCAAACUCGCCGACAUUGAGGAUGCGGCCGAUUGGAGAAGGCGAGGCGUGUCCGUGCAGGAAAGUGGGCGUGGUUGUAUUUUAGAGCCGCAGGGAGGCGUCGGCUCGUGCUGCUGUAGGAGGAGCCGGAGGCGGAGCUUCAGGACUGGUAUUAGCUCCUCCCCCUGGCAGUAUGGCUCUAUGGGCGAGGCCCUCUGUGGUCACUCUACCUGCUGCACCUCUGACACGGCGCUCUGGACUCUGAAAGAAGCGCGCUCAGACCUCCAGGCCACCGGGGGCAGUGUUGAGUUUUGGACUAAAUGCUCGUUUGAGGGUGAAUCUUGCCCCGAGCGUCACAACAGGACUGAAAAAUCAGGAGCCUAUCGGGGACUCAGGUUCCUCAGCCUGUCGGGAUGCUAUCAGAUCACGGAUCUCGGCCUGAGGUGUCUGUCUCAGCGUGGAGGACUUCCUCUGCUGGUUCAUCUCAACCUCUCCGGCUGUCUGCUCAUCUCGGGGGCGGGGCUUCAGGAGCUGGUGUCCGUUUGCCCCUCCCUCAACAUUGAGCACUUUUACUACUGCGAUAACAUUAACGGUCCUCAUGCCGACAAGGCCAGCGGAUGUCAGAAUCUUCAGUGCGGCUUCAGGGCUUGCUGUCGAUCCGGAGAGUGACGCUCUUGUCCCUGUAUCGGUCUCUUUCCCCCCUCCACCUCUCGCCCCGUGUCCCUCUCUCGUCUCUCAUCCAUGUGCACUUUAACCGGGAAAUUGGUUCAGGAUGGUCUUCGACGCAAUUUAUUUCCCUAAAACCAAAAAAACGCUUCAAAUAAAAGAAAUUCGGCAUUCGUAAACCAA